CAAAACAGCAAGCAGCUAGUAUGCAGCUAGCGCGCCCGUCGUCGUCAGCCUGGUGGCCAUGGCGGGGAUCCUGCUCACCAUCCUCGGCUUCCUCCUCGUGCUGCCGUCAGCAACGGCAAUAGGGGAGACCUGCCGCCACGCCGGCAACUACACGGCCAACGGCACCUACCAGUCCAACCUUGCCUCCCUAGCCGCCACCCUCCCGGUCAACACCUCCUCCUCGCCGCAGCAGCUCUUCGCCACCGCCACCGCCGGGCAGGGCCCCGACGUGGUCUACGCGCUCGCGCUGUGCCGCGGCGACAUGACCAGCAACCUCACCGGCUGCAGCGCCUGCGUCGCCGGCGCGUUCCGGUACGCGCAGCGGAUGUGCCCCCUCGACAAGGCCGCCAGCGUCUACGACGACGGCUGCCUCGCCGGCUUCUCCAGCCGUGACCUCCUCGUGCCGGCCAAUAAUACCGUCACGCAGGACACCGGCACGCUCUUCCAGUUCUUUAACCCGGGGAACCUCGCCGGCAACGCCACCCUGGUGGGCGCCGGCGUCCGAGACCUGCUGGCACAGACCGCCCAGGAGGCCGCCAACAACAGCAAGCCGCCGGCGCGGUUCGCCACCGCGGUCAUGGACGCCUCCAGCAGCGUCCCCCAGGCGCUCUACUCCCUGGCGCAGUGCACGCCGGACCUCUCAGCCGGCGACUGCCUCGCCUGCCUCCGGUGGAUCAUCGGCAUGGUCAACGACACCGUGUCCGUACGCAACGGGGGGCGGAUCCUCGUGCUCCGGUGCAACGUCAGGUUCGAGACGUUCUUGUUCUACAACGGCGCACCUAUGAAGCGGAUCACGUCGUCGUCCGGCCCUCCGGCGUCGCCCGCCCCGGCUCCGACAACAAAUACGAGACCUGGGAUCAAGCCCUGGGUGAUUUCCUUGAUUGUGGCACCUCCUCUGGCGAUUGUAGCAUUCUGCUUCAUCUUUUACCGUCGUUGGAAAAGAAGAAGGUACAGAAAAGGUAAUUUGAGAUUGCGACGAAAGCGUGCUAACAAGUUUCAAGGGGGAGAUGAAGUAGACUGGGAAAUGGAAGCAGAGCUCUCAGAGUUCUCGGUUUUCGACUUUCAUCAGAUACUGGAGGCUACGAAUAACUUUUCUGAAGAAAACAAACUUGGGGAAGGUGGAUUUGGCCCCGUAUAUAAGGGUCAGUUUCCUGAGGGAAUUGAAAUAGCAGUUAAGAGACUUGCUUCACAUUCGGGGCAAGGUUUCAUAGAGUUCAAAAAUGAGGUACAACUCAUAGCAAAACUCCAGCACACAAAUUUGGUUAGGCUCUUGGGAUGUUGCUCUCAAGGGGAGGAGAAAAUUUUGGUCUAUGAAUAUUUACCAAACAAAAGCUUGGACUUCUUUAUCUUUGAUGAAAAUAGAAAAUCUUUACUGGAUUGGAACAGACGUCUAGCAAUAAUUGAAGGAAUAGCAGAAGGACUUCUCUACCUGCAUAAGCACUCGCGUUUGCGUGUCAUACAUCGAGAUCUUAAACCAAGCAACAUUCUCUUGGACAGCGAACUGAAUCCUAAGAUUUCAGACUUUGGGCUAGCAAAAAUAUUUAGCUCAAAUAACACUGAGGAAAGCACUACAAGGAGAGUGGUUGGUACAUAUGGCUACAUGGCUCCUGAGUAUGCCUCCGAGGGCCUCUUCUCUAUCAAAUCCGAUGUAUUUAGCUUUGGUGUUCUUGUAAUUGAGAUCCUUAGUGGAAAAAGGAAUUCCAGUGGCCAAGAUUGUGGAGAUUUCAUCAAUAUCCUUGGAUAUGCAUGGCAAUUAUAUGAAGAGGGAAGAUGGAGGGAACUCGUUGAUGCUUCAUUGGUACCCAUGCAUCACUCAGAUGAAUUGAUGAGGUGCAUGAACAUUGGAUUGCUGUGUGUGCAAGAGAAUGCAGUUGAUCGACCAACCAUGUUAGAUGUUGUUGCAAUGCUAAGCAGCAAGACUAAAAUCCUGGCUGAGCCGAAGCACCCAGCGUACUUCAAUGUACGGGUAGGAAAUGGAGAGGCAUCCACUAAUACUACCAAGUCAUGCAGCAUCAAUGAGAUGACCAUAUCUGUCACAACUCCUAGAUAGAUUUUUGUGGUGCAACGUGGUUUUCGCUGAGCCAACAUUUACUCUUUUUUGCUUAGAACGUGCAAUGCUCGUGUUUCAUUAAAAGAAUUGGACAAUGCAUAGAAUUAUGUGAUUGUAGAUGUUAUAGAAUUAUGUGAUUGUAGAUGUUAUAAACGUACAAUAGAGUUCAUAUGUUUAAGUGGUACAGUGUUCAUUAACUAUUCUAUUUUGAGCAUUUUUUUUCUUGAGGAAAGAAUAGGAAA
Panicum hallii is the source of this 2331-nucleotide messenger RNA. Its product is annotated as cysteine-rich receptor-like protein kinase 10. Gene Ontology annotation, molecular function: ATP binding; protein kinase activity. Gene Ontology annotation, biological process: protein phosphorylation. The transcript is spliced from 7 exons. The record is from RefSeq and is a predicted model, not a curated record. Bases 59 to 2089 code for a protein of 676 amino acids. NCBI's taxonomy places the organism in Eukaryota, Viridiplantae, Streptophyta, Magnoliopsida, Poales, Poaceae.